AUGGUUAACAUUGGAAUAAUAGGAGUAGGUUUAGUUGGUUCUGAACUUAUUUCUCAGCUAGCAACUUAUGCUAGCUCUGUUCCAAGAAUUUCUGUUAUUGCACUUACGAACUCUUCUAAGCAACUUUUAAGUACACCAAAUUACUCACCACUUGAACUUUCCACUUGGAAACAAACCUUACAAACUCAAGGAAAUACAGCAAACCUUUCAGUGUUUAUUGACUAUGUGUCCAAUAGCCCAACACCGGCAAUAAUCAUAGAUAAUACAUCAAGCCAAGAAAUAGCUUCUCAAUAUCCUUUAUUCUUAGAAAAAGGUCUACAUGUUGUAACACCCAAUAAAAAGGCUUUUAGUAGCGAAGCAACAUUAUAUAAAGAAAUCAUAGAAGAAGCAAAAAAGAAUAAGAAGCUCGUUUUUAAUGAGAGUACAGUUGGUGCUGGUUUACCAAUUAUUAGUACAUUGAAAGAUUUGGUUCGAACUGGAGAUAAAAUUAAUAGGAUUGAAGGUAUAUUCUCGGGAACAUUAAGUUAUAUUUUUAAUGAAUUCUCAAAAUCAGGUGAUGAUAAUGGGCAAAAGUUUUCUGAAAUUGUUACUGUUGCGAAAAAUAAUGGCUACACGGAACCUGAUCCACGUGACGAUUUGAAUGGGUUAGAUGUUGCUCGUAAAGUCGUAAUUCUUGGUAGAAUUGCUGGGAUGAACCUAUCUCUUGAUACAUUACCUGUAGAAAAUAUUGUACCUGAACCUUUACCAAAAAAUAACAACCAGGUUUUGAGAUAUGUUGGUGUGAUAGAUCCUGUUUGUGGUGAAAGCGGUGUUAAGUUGGUUAGUUUACCGUUAUCACAUCCAUUUGCGACACUUAAAGGUAGUGAUAAUAUGAUUGCAUUCACUACCCAGAGGUUUCCCAAUCCUUUAAUUAUUCAAGGAGCUGGAGCCGGAGCAGCUGUUACGGCCUUUGGAAUAUUUUCUGAUAUUUUAAAAAUUGCUGAUAGAUUUGAACCUUAA
This is a messenger RNA of Scutellospora calospora, 999 nucleotides long. The record is from the annotation of a GenBank genome assembly. NCBI's taxonomy places the organism in Eukaryota, Fungi, Glomeromycota, Glomeromycetes, Diversisporales, Gigasporaceae.